UUGAUCACUCCAUUCCACCACCCGAACCCAAUUCACCCUCUUUCUUUUUUCUCCAAUGUAAUUCAUAACCAUUUUAGCCUUCACCUUUCAGGGACACAUAACAUUCAUUCAACUUGAUUUCUUCACCACCAAACUUCCUUCUUUAUUUUGUUUGCUUGAUCUGCUUCACCUCUUUCUUCAUGGAAAAUAAGUUCUUUAUCAAUGCUGGUGUCCCCCCUCAACUGCAUUUUGAGCCUUCACCACCUCCUUCAAUGCCCACUUGGCAGCAAUCACUUCCAUCUGCCAUGGAUUAUCAAGUAACAGUUUUGAAUUGUUCAUCUGAACAGACCCAAGAUUGCUUUUACACCCCCACAUGGGAAAAGUCAACGGAUCAUGGUCUUCAGUUUGAUUCUGCAAUGAGUUCAAUGGUGUCAUCUCCUGCAGCUUCCAAUUCCAACAUGUCCAAUGAGAACUUUGUUAUCAGGGAACUGAUUGGAAAAUUGGGAAACAUUGGUGGUGGUAACUCUGAUGAGAUCUCACCUCAUUCUCAACCUUUGGUUGGUGCAUCUUCCUACAUCAAUGCCAAUAACAGCACCAAUACUUCAUGUUAUAGCACCCCUUGGAGCUCUCCUCCUAAGGUGAACAUCCCCACAGUGGUGAACCAUUUGGUGAAAGAGAACUUACCCAGUUUGGGUAAUAAUUCAGUGGCCUUGAAUUCCAGUGUGGCAGAAUUCUCAGCUGAUCCUGGGUUUGCAGAAAGGGCUGCAAAGUUUUCUUGCUUUGGAAGUAGAAGUUUCAGUGGCAGGACUAGCCAAUUGGGGCUUAACAAUGCUGAAUUGACUCAGAGAUCUCCUUCAUUGAUGGAAAAUGAGAAGCUUCCUAGAGUCUCAAGUAGUCCAUCACUGAAAGUGCUUGGAUCUCAAAUGGGUACCCAAGAGGAGCACAAGAAUUCUCCAUUGCAGGACCUAAUGGAAGUGGCCAAUUCACAAGAGGAAUCUACAAUCUCUGAGCAAACCCCAAAUGGGGACAGUGGGGUGAAACCUUCCCCUCAUGUGAAUUCCAGGAAAAGAAAAGCUUCUUCCAAAGGAAAAGCCAAAGAAACUUCAGCCUCUACCGUUCCUCACAUGGCUGCAGAAGCUAGUGAAGACUCAAAUGCAAAGCGCAACAAGCCAAAUGAGGGUGAGGGAAAUAAAAAUGCUUCAGUGAAGGCAGAGGAAGAGUCCAAAGGGGGUACUAGUAAUGCAGCUGAUGAGAAACAGAACAAGAGUAACUCAAAACCUCCUGAGCCUAUACAAGAUUACAUUCAUGUUAGAGCAAGAAGAGGUCAAGCUACUGAUAGCCAUAGUCUUGCAGAAAGAGUUCGGAGGGAGAAAAUCAGUGAAAGGAUGAAGCUUCUCCAAGAUCUUGUCCCAGGUUGCAAUAAGGUCACUGGCAAAGCACUUAUGCUUGAUGAAAUUAUAAACUAUGUUCAAUCAUUGCAGCGUCAAGUUGAGUUUUUGUCUAUGAAAUUGGCUUCUGUUAACACCAGGCUGGAUUUUAGUAUAGAGAGUCUAAUCUCAAAAGAUAUAUUUCAAUCAAAUAAUUCUUUGGCACACCCAAUAUUCCCAAUAGAUUCCUCAGGGCCAGCCUUUUAUGGGCAACAGCACCAGCAAAACCCAGUAAUCCACAAUAACAUUCCUAAUGGAACUGUGACCCACAGCUCAGUGGACCCAUUAGAUACUGGUCUAUGCCAAAACCUUGGCACGCAGUUACAUCCCCUAAAUGGGUUUAAUGAAGGGGGCGCUCAGUAUCCAAUGACAUUCUCUGAGGAUGACCUCCACACAAUUGUUCAGAUGGGAUUUGGCCAAACUUCAAAUGGGAAAAGACCAAUACAAUCUCAGAGUUUCAACGGCUCAAAUCAAGUACCCCUAUGAAAAGUUAAGAUCUGAAUCACCAUUCAUUACGCCUGAAUUGAAGCCAAGAGGAAUAGGAAGAGUGCUGCUGUACACAACAAGAAGAGAUUUAAUUCGAACAACCCCAUGAAUUAUUAAGCCAUUAUUAUCACUAGGUCUAAUAGAAACCUCUUUUGUCUUUAUGUUAGCCAUUCCUUUUCCCUUUUCACGAUUUUAAUUUUUAAUCUUCAGGGGCUGUUCUUUUCAUUUUUAUUUUUAUUUUUUUACAACUUU
Gastrolobium bilobum is the source of this 2144-nucleotide messenger RNA. RefSeq names its product transcription factor bHLH62-like. Gene Ontology annotation, cellular component: nucleus. Gene Ontology annotation, molecular function: DNA-binding transcription factor activity; protein dimerization activity. NCBI's taxonomy places the organism in Eukaryota, Viridiplantae, Streptophyta, Magnoliopsida, Fabales, Fabaceae. Gene Ontology annotation, biological process: regulation of DNA-templated transcription. The transcript is spliced from 8 exons. The coding region runs from base 180 to 1892 and encodes 570 amino acids. The record is from RefSeq and is a predicted model, not a curated record.